ACUGUAAAUAUUGUUUUAUAUGAUGUGAUUGGGUUCUUAUAGCAAUUAAGAUCGCGGAGCCCAAAAUUCAGAGACACUGAGACAGUUGUGCCUCGUCUUGUUUAGAGGCGCUGUCAGGGUCGAGUCCCUGGUCUCCCAGAGGCCGUAUAAAUUAUAAUUAUCCUACAUAACAGCCAAGAGAGCUCUUAAGGCAUGUUCACAUAUACAGUGAUCGUAUAGUGAUGGCACGACACCUAGUCGCCAGUAGGCGUUCCUACUACUGGUUGCCGUAGUAACAUUUAUCAGUGGGUGGCGUUUUAUUGCUGCUAAAAUGAAAGAUUCUGGACGGAGAACAUUUGUAUGUACAAUUCACCAGCGCACAUAUAUAUAUACAUACAUACACAUGAACGGUCAAAAGUUUGUGGACACUCGACUGAAAUGUUUCUCAUGAUGUUAAAAACCUUUUGAUCUGAAGGUGUGUGAUUUAAACGUGUGAAAUCGGUGUCGUAGACAAAAAUAUAAUCAUGCCAACGUAUUCAUUUCUUUCAUUAGAAAACAUUUUAUUGAUUUUUAAACGGACGACUCGGAGGGAAAUAAUCCGAAAAGCAGCCGAUAAGAGUCCGGCGUCGGUGGGAACUCCUUUAAUACCGUUUAAAAAGCAUCUCAGGGAAAUUCCUCAGGAAAUCGGUCGAGAAAACGCCGAGAAUACAUUUCUGGAAAUUUCUAGGAGCUGGGAGAGGAGAUGUCUGAGGAAGCACAGGAGAAGAACAGACGAUGAAGGCUGCAGCGCCAAAAGACAGAAGAUGAUGGACGAGGGCGAAUCCGAUCCCUCGGAGGACACGAGCUCCAGCUUAGACCCGGGGUGGUUAACCGAGUGCGCGACCGGUUCUCCCACAGCUCGGCACUGCGCUACGGCCGUCUCGCCGUGCCCAAACACCCAGUGCAAUCAGAACCCUUUACCCGCCGCCAGGCCGGAGACGGAGGGCUCCUGUAUGGAGGUGGAGGCGGCGCAGAGGAAGCUGCAGGAGAUCGAGAACAGGAGCCGCUCGUGUAUGGAGCUGGUGCUGUGGCGCCCCCCGGAGGACCCGCUCACCCAGCAGCUGAAGGACUCUCUCCAGAGACAGCAGCGUAAACAGCAGCCAGUGUGCAGACAGACCCCGACACCCAUCCCCAUCCCUAAAGGGGCGGACGAGCGCACCUUCAGCCCCCUCGCCUGCCCUCCUGCGUCCUCCAGCUCCACAGAGGAGGACAUGGAGCUAUAGACUCGUCUACGAGCGUGGAACUGACUUUCUCCGUCGAGCUUCGACCGGAGGUUUUCGGGUUUUGUCGCUUCUGCCAACGCGUCAAAAGUUCGAGCUCUUGGUAUUGCACUACAAAAACGAAACGCGAGUUUUAGUGCCAUGUCUUGCAUCACGCGCCGUACGUCUCUUUUGUUUGCUGCUUCGGACCGUAUUUCGGUGACGGGAUAACCGGGUUUGUGUCGCAGGCUCAAAACCACACUACUACCGUGCACGUCUACGAACGCUCACAUCACGCAGAUGCGGUGUAAGUGUUAUGUAAUGUGACAACAUGGCUGUUCAUUUCCAUCCGUGCCAGUGAGCCAUCAUACAGGAUAUUUACGCUUCAGGUUGUCUCAUGUGUUCCAAAAGUAAUCUGUAGCACUGCAUAACAAAUCCCACAGCUCCUUAGUGUUUUGUAACACUUCUUGGUGUAGGGUGUACUUGCAUUAUAGUGUACUAUUAUCAGAAAACGUCCUCUCAGCAGUUCUUCAUCCGUCAGAUGUCUUUUCCUCAGCUUACAGGUGUGGAAAAUGAUCCGUUUCAGUCUCGGUGGCAUCCGGCGCAUACGUGCGACAAGAAUUCCUCGGGGUGGGGUGGGGGAGAAGAAGAGAAAAGCUUUUUAAUCAACACUCGGUUGUAAUUGAGUUGUAAGGGCGGUUGUUGUUGAGUGAGGAAUGGGACAGAGUGGCACUCUGUUACAGGAAAAUAAUCAACAGCGGGUUGAUUGAUCGUGACAACGAAGCGGAGUUUCCUGAAAUGUUUUAUUCCUCUUAUUCUACACCGAUAUACUUAAACGAGUAUUUAAACAAUGACACGCCAUACUUUUUACCCCCUUCUCUCUCUCUCUCUCUCAAUCCCCCCCCCAGCAGCUAUUCUGUUACAGCUUUAACCUCUAACUGUUCCAAAGCACUAACAGUGGAGACUCCUUCCAUAAAUGUCCAAUAAACAUUUUCUCCUCGCCGAAACUUACACCGCAUCGACGAAUACACGCGUUUAAAAAAUAAAAACGUUUACGUAGCGUACGAGUCCCUGCGAACGAGCCGUUUCUAUAGCAGCGAUAACGAGCGCACCGACUCGUAUAAACCCGCGUCAACGCAGCCGCACUACCGUCAGAGCUGCAGACCAAUCAGAAUCGAGAAUUCAGCAUUUCCUGAUAUUUCUGGUAUAUUCUCUGCGCCCUCAGACCCACACGAGCACGGCGCGUAGUCUUCCUCGUGAAGACGGCGUCCCGUCUCUGAAUGCGUGAGCGAAGUACGAGUUAUACGUGUUUUGUAAAGUAAGCGUUUUCUGGUCAUUUUUUUCACUACAGAGAAAAGCCGCAAAAUUCCCCGGACGCUGCGGAGAACACGUUUUCGUGCAAACGUCUGGAAGCUGUGAACCCUUUUUUGUUUUUUUUUUUCCCCCCCUUUCUUUUUUUAUUUUUAUUUUUUUCUAAAUGAAAUGCUUUUCUUUUGUGAGCACGUCGUAUAAAAUGUUCCACCUCACAAAAUUAAUAAAAAAAAGGCAAUGUUAAAUUCAAACGAGGAAUAUUAUAGCAAGUGUAGAACGUUCUGCUGUACAUCCGCCAGGCUUGCACUCCUACGGAGAAUACAAGACGUGACGAUAUUUCGUGUCUUUCUUCCUGUUUGCUUUUCAGCUUUUUGAAUGUACAAAUCAUUUUAACAAGCUGUGUAAAGUCGGGCCUGUUUUUCUUUAAUAAAAUUAGAGAUGUACUUAUGGAA
This is a messenger RNA of Ictalurus punctatus (channel catfish), 2980 nucleotides long. It is a transcript of the gene ccdc117, whose product is annotated as coiled-coil domain containing 117. Lineage: Eukaryota; Metazoa; Chordata; Actinopteri; Siluriformes; Ictaluridae. Bases 504 to 1241 code for a protein of 245 amino acids. The transcript is spliced from 4 exons. The record is from RefSeq and is a predicted model, not a curated record.